Tachysurus vachellii is the source of this 3506-nucleotide messenger RNA. It is a transcript of the gene gpt2, whose product is annotated as glutamic pyruvate transaminase (alanine aminotransferase) 2. The transcript has 11 exons. Bases 169 to 1782 code for a protein of 537 amino acids. Gene Ontology annotation, biological process: biosynthetic process. NCBI's taxonomy places the organism in Eukaryota, Metazoa, Chordata, Actinopteri, Siluriformes, Bagridae. The record is from RefSeq and is a predicted model, not a curated record. Gene Ontology annotation, molecular function: pyridoxal phosphate binding; L-alanine:2-oxoglutarate transaminase activity.
CACGUGUUCCGGCUGAUGAAACAGUGCAGACCCGCGGAAUAGUUCUAGUUGAGAAUUAGAAGGUGCAGUUUGUUCUGUGACGGAGUUUGCAAAAGGACCCUUUUACAAACGGACCCUGAAUCUUCUCCAUCCCUAAAGAGAAUUUGAAGCUGUAUAAUAACAAUAAUAAUGUACCGAUUCGGGUGUGUCACACGCCGGGGGUUAAUCUCCGGGACUCGGGAGCACUAUGUGAAGUUUACGCGGUGUUCAGUGUGGAUGAACCGCUUCAGCACCGCAGAGUCAGCAGCACUGACGGACACCAAGCAGAGGACAAAGACUCUGAACAUCGGCAACAUGAACACACAGGUCAAGGCUGUGGAGUACGCGGUGAGAGGACCGAUCGUCAUUAAAGCGGCGGAGAUCGAGAGAAUUAUACAGCAGGGAGGGAAGAAACCCUUCACCGAGGUCAUCAAAGCCAACAUCGGAGAUGCCCACGCUAUGGGACAGCAGCCAAUCACGUUCCUCAGACAGGUGGUGGCUCUGUGCAUGUUCCCCGAGCUGAUGGACAGCCCACGUUUCCCCGAAGAUGCAAAGUGGAGAGCAAAGCGCAUCCUGCAGGGCUGUGGGGGACAAAGCAUGGGUGCAUACAGCUCCAGUGAGGGGGUGCAGUGUAUCCGAGAGGACAUCGCAGCCUACUUGGAGCAAAGAGAUCAGGGAGUUCCAGCGCACUGGGACAACAUCUUCCUCAGCACCGGAGCCAGCGACGGCAUCAUGAGCAUUCUGAAACUGCUGGUGUCUGGUGAAGGUUGUAACCGUACCGGGGUGAUGAUCCCCAUCCCUCAGUACCCUCUCUACUCCGCCGCCAUCGCUGAGCUGGGUGCCGUACAGAUCAAUUACUACCUUGAUGAAGACAACUGCUGGGCGCUGGAUGUUAACGAGCUCCACAGAUCGUACAAGGCUGCUAAACAACACUGCCAGCCUCGAGUCCUCUGCAUCAUCAACCCCGGAAACCCCACCGGUCAGGUCCAGAGCAAGAAGUGUAUCGAGGACGUCUUGCACUUCGCUUACGAGGAAAACCUCUUCGUUAUGGCUGACGAGGUUUAUCAGGACAACGUGUACGCUCCUGACUGCAAGUUCCAUUCGUUUAAGAAGGUGCUGUAUGAAAUGGGACCGGAGUAUUUCAACAACUUGGAGCUGGCCUCCUUCCACUCCACCUCCAAAGGUUAUACAGGAGAGUGUGGAUUCAGAGGAGGCUUUAUGGAGAUCAUUAACAUGGACCCGGAGGUCAAGGCCCAGCUGGUGAAGCUGCUCUCGGUCAGACUGUGUCCCCCCGUGACCGGACAGGCCGCCAUGGACGUGAUCGUGAAUCCUCCUCGACCGGACGAGCCGUCCUACACGCAGUUCCACAAGGAAAAAGCAGCCGUGCUCGGAGCUUUGGCAGAUAAAGCAAAAUUAACAGAGCAGCUCCUCAACGCAGUGCCUGGGAUCAAGUGUAAUCCCGUGCAGGGAGCCAUGUACGCGUUCCCUCAGAUUUUCAUCCCUCCGAAGGCAGUGGAAGAAGCUAAGGCUUUGGGAAUGCAGCCGGACAUGCUGUACUGUCUGCGGCUACUCGAGGAAACGGGAAUCUGUGUGGUGCCUGGCAGCGGCUUCGGACAGAGAGAAGGCACAUACCAUUUCAGAAUGACCAUCCUGCCGUCUCACGAAAAGCUGAAGGUCCUCCUGGAGAAGGUGCGAGAUUUCCACAUCGGGUUUCUAAAGGAGUACUCGGACCUUCAGGACUCUCAGUGCAGCGUCCCGGCGUGAGCCGCUGACCACGGGACGUGUCUGAAACCUCACUUAACAUGCUAACUUACAAGCAUGUUAGCGAUACUGUUAAGUGACUUAUGUAUAUAAAAUCCCCAUCUGCUUUAAAAACCCCCUCCAAAAAUUACCAACAAUUCAAAAGUACUGUUUAUUCAUGAACUAUGUGCCUUUGUGCUGCUGUAAAACAAUUAGGAAUGAGACGGAAUAUAGUUUAGUCAUAAAGGAACUAACACUAAAGCAUGAAAUGAUUUAAAAACAAAACAAUUUUUUAUGAAAAUGGUUGCGAAUGAGACAAAGAUGAGCGAUUUCUCUGCAUUUAAAACACAACUCGUCUUUUUUAAAGCGUCACAAAUGACAUUACAAAGUGUAGGUUUGUCAGUAGGAUUUAACGGAUUUAUUUGGACCUCUUUCAUGGUAUACAUACAGCGCCUCUGGAGUUAUGUCCCUUAUAUAAAUAUAAAUAUUGCGUGAGCCUUAAAAUGUAUGGAAUUUAAAACUUGUAGCAAGUAUGCUAGCAGCCUAAGCUAACGUUCGGCUAAUCACCGUGCGAUUAAAGUCACCGGCUGCAAGUAAGCUCUCUAACAUUUGGUUUGUUCUUAAAACAAACAUCGAAGGUAAAUAUUAUGUUGCGCAAUCCAGCUAACUAUCACUUAAUUCCAACCCCUUAGUAUUUUUUAGAUUACUAGCGAACGAUGCUAUCGUAACCAGAAGCCGGUAAAUUGUACGCAACAGUAGAAUUAAAAGAAAGUUUUAUUCUUUCCUUGUAUUCAGAGUCGUAUUGUAAAUAACCUCCGCUUUAUUUGUACGAACGAGGGAUGUGAAGAGACGAGCUCUAGAAUGAUAAACACUCCAUGCAGGGAAACUGCUGUAUGCAGCAUUAAAAGUAACGCACACUGGGACAGAAUCGGUGCCAUGUCAUAAACGCACAUUUCGUUGUUGUUAUUAUUAUUAUUUUGGUUUUUUUCUUCGGGUACGUAACAUUGUGAACACGUUUAGAAGUUAAAAUAGCGAAGGAGAUCGUCUCUGUCGGGCGUCUCCGGCGUCUGCACCUUAUUUUUGUUCCUGUUUUUAAAAAGAACAUACAAAUUUGAAUUCCUUACAGCUGACGAUUAGAUUUUUGUACAUCGGAUCUAGAGAUUUGUGUUUACAGAAUGAUCAUUAAUAUGGUGGGUGUUUUUGUUUGUUUCGUCUUUUUUUAAUAAGCUUCUUGCUAAAGCGGUUUUCUUCGUUCUGCUUAUGAUUGUUGAUCAUGUAUUAAAGUACGACGGGAUUUUAACCUCGUGUACGCAGUAAGCACCUUGAAAGCACGGCUGAAAUGAAGGACAAGACGUUUUCCUUUCCUUGUGAGGAAAAAAAAACGAAGCCCAGAGACGAAGCAGGUUCAUGCAGCGUCCUUCCAAAACACCACGUAAUUGAAAUGUCCACGAUCUGGAUUUCUAUUUUACUGUUAAUCUGCACAAGCUUAGUCUCUUAAGAUUGGACUACUGCCUUAUCAUCACUUCAGUGACUUUGCCUUUUAUUUGUAGAUGUAUGUGUCAUGAAUUUCGAAUGAAAAUUUCAUUUGUUUGAAUUUUGCAUGAAGGUGAAUCCACUUUUUUUUUCUGUCAGUCUUUUGCACUCAUUUUGCAUUUCUUCAUUGUUUCGUUCGACUAAUUUUACGUAAGUAGUAAUGGAACUAAAUGCCAAAUUAAAGCUGUCGUUAAAAUAAAGACUGUUACAUUACA